AUGGCGCCCUUGACCAGUUCAGCCAUCAACAAGGGCAAGAAGUUCGCUCCAAAGGCUGCCGUCGCCCGUCGUCGCCCUGCUCAACCCGCCGGCCAGCCUGCCGCUCAGUCCGCUACUCAGCCCGCUGCUCACCCAGUCGAAGCUACGCCUGCCUCUGAGCCCACUCCAUCUUCCACCAAUCUCGAUGCCAGUGCUGGCGCAUCACAACCAGAGUCCACCUCGACUCAACCCGACCAACAACAUGUUCCGACUACUCCCCUCCCUACUCCUCCUGCAACUCAGCAAUCUCCAGUAACCCGCCCGCCUCCUGCCGUCGCUCAACAAGCUGCAAGACAACCCACUCCUCCACCACCGGCUUCUCUCCCUCAACUUUUGGAGCCGUCGCCGCUCUCUCUCGCCCGGUCCGAUGUCUCGCUGCAAAAACCCGCGACAUCUCUCCCCACCGCCAGCCCUGCUCCAACUUCACAGACCAUAGUCGGAUCCACUCCUCCCGUCACCCACCCGGAACCACAUCAAUCCGAUUCUUCUACCGACCAUGUCUCUUCCCGUCAACAAUCGGAAUUCGUGCCGCCUUCUCCGACUCAAUUGGCUGGCCAGAAGCGAAAGCGUCCUACGCCUCCACCUUCCGCACCUUCCCAGCAGUCGACAGCUGAGCAGGCCACACAGCCCAUGGCCGAUCAACAUGCUCUCCCUACUGUCGAAGCAGAUCACGAAGCUGCUCUGAUAAACUCCCUGAUUAAUCACCAAGAACAAUCGAGAGCUCCUGUAGCCCAGAUGCUGCCACCCGCCAACUCGAGUGCCUCGGCUCCCAAACCUCGCGCAAAGCGACAGAGGAAGAACGCUGCUACUCAACCUUCCGAAGAGGCGGCAGACCCUUCUCAGGCUGUCAGCGGAGCCCGAGAGGACAAUACAGAUGCGGCAGCUGUUGCGAAGCUAAAGAAGCCUAGAGCCUCAAGAGCGAAACGCGCACCAAAAUCGGCCGCAACAGUCGUGGAAGAUGAGAAUGGAAAUAUAGUGGAGACACAGGAACCAGCUGCUCGCCCUACGCCCAAGCCAAGGCAGCCCCGCCAAAAGAAGAAGCAAGCACAGCAGGUCGAAGGGCAGGAUGGUGAACCAGGCGAAGAUGACCCCGUAGAGGACCCGGAGAACCACGAGAUUGAUGUCACUGAAACAACCAUGUUCGAGCUCACCAAAGACAGAGGCUUGGGCAAAGUAUCAGAAAGAGAGACCAAAAUGGCCGCCAUAGACUGGGACGAGGUACACAGGAAAAGAGUGGCAGAGGCAGAAGCUAUUCGAGCAGGCAUUGACCCUGCAACCCUCAACAACAAUACACGACCAGUCGAGAACGCCGAGGGUGGAGAGGGCGCAGAAGGCGAGCCUAGCGCAGAGACACCCCAAGCACCACCAGCCGUUGUAACAGGACCUCGACUUCGCAUAGAUGCCGAAGGAAACCUGGUGGUAGAUGAAGAAAGUUUGCGCAUCGAUCGACAAGCACAAGCCGAGCGCAACGCCGAAAACCUGAUCGUAACGGAAAAUGAUGACUUGACCAAGCGUGUGAACCAGAUGAGCUGGAUCAACGAACGCCGACGCGAUCCCACUGAUCGUGUGCCUUUCUUCAAAAUGAAGUCGGAUCCGUGGAGCGAUGAGGAGACAGACCGUUUCUACGAAGCGCUUCGCAUGUUUGGCACCGACUUCUUCAUCAUCUCGAAGAUGUUCCCGCCGAAAACUCGCCGUCAGAUCAAGCUAAAGUUCAUUCGCGAAGAACGCCUCGACGCCGAUCGUGUCAAUCGAGUUCUAGCCGGCGAAGCAGUUCCCAUGAAUCUGGAAUCAUUCGCAGAAGCCACUGGACAGGAACUCGGAGGCUUCAAGGAUCCACGCGAAUUGGAAGAAGAAUUGAGAGUCGAGGGUGAAGAGCAACGCGUGGAAAUCGCUCGCAAGAAGAAGGAAAUGGAAGAGGCAAAGGAGCAGCGAGACAUCCAAAUGGCGGCCAGAGAAAAGGACCAGGAAGAGCGUGCAGCUCAGAGACGCGAGAAGGCCGCCAUGCGCCAGAACAAGCGCAGAGGUAUCUUCGGCAAUGGCACCUUUUGA
Messenger RNA from Aureobasidium subglaciale EXF-2481, 2088 nucleotides. RefSeq lists its product as uncharacterized. The transcript has 2 exons. Gene Ontology annotation, cellular component: transcription factor TFIIIB complex. The record is from RefSeq and is a predicted model, not a curated record. NCBI's taxonomy places the organism in Eukaryota, Fungi, Ascomycota, Dothideomycetes, Dothideales, Saccotheciaceae. Gene Ontology annotation, biological process: RNA polymerase III preinitiation complex assembly. Gene Ontology annotation, molecular function: TFIIIC-class transcription factor complex binding. The coding region runs from base 1 to 2088 and encodes 695 amino acids.